Messenger RNA from Naegleria gruberi, 734 nucleotides. RefSeq lists its product as uncharacterized. The transcript has 2 exons. Gene Ontology annotation, biological process: response to oxidative stress. Lineage: Eukaryota; Heterolobosea; Eutetramitea; Acrasida; Naegleriidae. Bases 223 to 711 code for a protein of 162 amino acids. Gene Ontology annotation, molecular function: glutathione peroxidase activity. The record is from RefSeq and is a predicted model, not a curated record.
CGAAAGGUUGUUUUCAAAAAUUCAGGAAUUGAAAACUAUGUCAAAAACAUUGUAAAUGGGAACAGGAAAGAACUGUCCAAUACCAGCAACAAAUAACAUUUUGCCUUAAUGAACGAGCGAAGAACUUUCUAAUUAUUUUCCUAUUCUCACACAAAUCAGACAGAUCAGUUGUGUAACAUCAAUCACAAAAAACCAAAAAAUCAAAUAGAAAAAAUAUCAACAAUGACAGAAUCUGAAUUUUACAGCUUUGUUGUGCCAGAUGCUCAAGGCAAUGACGUUAAACUCUCCGACUACAAGGGAAAGGUAGUGAUGGUUGUGAAUGUUGCCAGCAGUUGUGGUAAAACACCUCAAUAUGCAGGAUUGCAAAAGUUAUAUGAAAAGUACAAGGAUCAAGGAUUGGAAAUUUUGGCAUUCCCUUGCAAUCAAUUUGCUUUCCAAGAAAGAGGAUCUAAUGAAGAAAUUUGUACAUUCACAAGAGACAAGUACAAGGUGACUUUCAAAAUGUUUGCCAAAACAACUGUCAAUGGAGGUGAUACUAUUCCUCUCUACCAGUACUUGAAGAAGGAAGGAGAAGGUUCUCUCUUCAAUGCCAUCAAGUGGAAUUUUACUAAAUUCUUGGUUUCUAAAAGUGGAAAGGUCUUACAAAGAUAUUCUCCAAAUACUGAACCUGAAGAUAUGGAAGAAGAUAUCAAGAAAUUACUUGCUGAAUAAUUUAUAAAUUAUUUCUUUUUCAA